Messenger RNA from Schizosaccharomyces japonicus yFS275, 690 nucleotides. RefSeq names its product 5-formyltetrahydrofolate cyclo-ligase. Bases 1 to 690 code for a protein of 229 amino acids. Gene Ontology annotation, molecular function: 5-formyltetrahydrofolate cyclo-ligase activity. The record is from RefSeq and is a predicted model, not a curated record. Lineage: Eukaryota; Fungi; Ascomycota; Schizosaccharomycetes; Schizosaccharomycetales; Schizosaccharomycetaceae. The transcript is spliced from 4 exons.
AUGUCGUCUCAGAAGCGGCUGUUGCGGACACAAAUCCGUAAGGUACUGAGUGCGAUUUCGUCGCAGUCAAUCGACCUACAGUCGAAUCUUGUCUGUCAGCGUGUUUUGCAGAUGCCGGAAUGGAAGCAAAGUAAAAACAUUUGUCUGUAUCUGAACAUGCCGAAGGCGGAAUUGCGGACAAACACGCUACUUUCGGCGGCGUUUGAACAAGGAAAACGAGUGUUUAUUCCAAAAUGUUUGGGACCACAUUACAUGGAAAUGUUCGAGUUGGAGUCUCCAAACAUUCAAUUGCUUCCAAAAAACAAUUGGGGUAUACCUGAACCUGCGGGAGACACAGCCAAAGUUAUGGAAAACGGUAUUCACUGCGACCUGAUUAUUGUCCCGGCGCUUGCUUUUGACACGGCAUUCGCGAGACUAGGACACGGAAAAGGCUUUUACGAUGCCUUUCUCCGUCGAUACUCGACUUGGUGCACGGAGAAGUCAAUUCAGUAUCCACUACACAAGGUUGGUAUUUGCCUACAAGAGCAAUGGUUAAGUUCUCGAGUCAUCCCAAUUGAGCCUACAGGAUGUUUCCAUUGGCACAGUUGUCGUACCCUACUGCGGUCCUUCGACAAACCACCUUCUGUCUCCACGUCGGAGCCGAAGAAACAGGCGAGUGCCAAUCCAAAAGUGUGUCCGUCACCAAAUUAA